UCUUUUCUUAUCCACUCCAUCCACCCGCUUGAGUUCUAUUAUCUUUUCAUUUUUAUUGGAGACUACAAAACAUCUGGACGUUCUGUACAAUUUAAGUACACAAAAAAAUAUGUGAUUCGUAACUCGUAACAAGAAAAAGACAGAGAUAAAAUGCAGUUCGCUAUCAUAAUAGCUCUCCUCGCAAACCUUUUGGUCACCGGCAUGAACGCUGACGACAAACCAAAGAACGUGCUUCUCAUAGUUGCCGAUGAUGGAGGAUUCCAAAUGGGCGCAUACAACAGCAUGUGCAUCACGGAAAAUUUGGAUAAGCUCGCAAAAAAGAGUUUAAUAUUUGAUAACGCUUUUACUGCAGUCAGCAGCUGCUCUCCUAGUCGAUCAUCGAUUUUAACUGGUCAACCAAACCACCAAAAUGGAAUGUAUGGCUUGCACCAAGGUGUGCACCAUUUCCAAUCCUUUGACGAGAUCCAGAGCUUGCCAAAAAUACUGACAAAGAAAGGCGUGAGGACAGGAAUAAUAGGAAAAAAGCACGUUGGACCAGCAGAAGUUUACCCCUUUGAUUUUGCCUAUACCGAAGAAAACCAUUCAAUUUUGCAAGUCGGAAGAAAUAUCACAAAAAUCAAGCUCUUGGUGAAGGAGUUUUUGUCCCAGAGCAAAGAGAAGCCGUUCUUCUUGUAUGUGGCGUUCCACGAUCCUCACCGCUGUGGGCACACGAAUCCAGAGUACGGACAAUUCUGCGAAAAGUUUGGAAACGGGGAGUCAGGAAUGGGAGUGAUCCAGGACUGGAAUCCGAUUUAUUACCAACCAGACGAAAUAACACCACCUGACUUGCCGUAUUUCAUUCCGUUCACGCGCGCAGCCCAAGAAGAUGUUGCUGCUCAGUUUACAACAAUGUCAAGAUUAGAUCAAGGAGUUGGACUGAUCUUGAAGGAAUUGCAGAAUGCUGGAGUCGCAGACAGUACGUUAGUGAUGUACACUUCAGAUAAUGGAAUCCCCUUCCCAAGUGGGCGCACAAAUUUAUAUGAUCCUGGACUUGCUGAGCCCCUUUUGAUUCAUUCUCCUUUCAACAAGAAACGCCAGGGACAGGUGACUUACUCUAUGACCUCAUUACUGGACGUAACACCAACAAUCCUCGACUGGUUUGGAGUAGAAAAACCAGCGAGUUUGACAGGAAGAUCACUCCUGCCCCUUUUAAUCAAGGAACCUCAAGACAACAGGCCAAUUUUCGCAAGUCACACUCACCACGAGGUCACCAUGUAUUAUCCCAUGAGGGCGAUUAGGACUAAGCGGUACAAGCUCAUACACAACUUGAAUUUCAUGAUGCCGUUCCCAAUUGAUCAGGAUUUUUUCGUGUCCCAAACAUUCCAGGACAUGCUGAAUAGGACGAAAAAUAAGGAACCAUUAAACUGGUACAAGACACUGAAAAAAUAUUACUAUAGACCUGAGUGGGAAAUGUUUGACCUGCGCGAGGAUCCAGAAGAGACCCUGAAUGUGAUCAGCAAAAAAUCUUACAAGAAAAUAUUUGAAGACUUAAAAACCCAACUGUGGCAAUGGCAAAAUACAACUGGAGACCCCUGGAUUUGCGCACCAGGAGCAGUUUUGGAAAAUGCUGGUGGAUACAAACACCAGCCAGCUUGUCUCUCCGCUGGAUAUUUCAACGAUUUAUAAUAAAAUAUCACUUUUAAAA
Cloeon dipterum is the source of this 1684-nucleotide messenger RNA. RefSeq names its product N-sulfoglucosamine sulfohydrolase (gene Sgsh). Gene Ontology annotation, biological process: glycosaminoglycan catabolic process; heparan sulfate proteoglycan catabolic process. The transcript is spliced from 11 exons. Bases 151 to 1665 code for a protein of 504 amino acids. NCBI's taxonomy places the organism in Eukaryota, Metazoa, Arthropoda, Insecta, Ephemeroptera, Baetidae. The record is from RefSeq and is a predicted model, not a curated record. Gene Ontology annotation, molecular function: N-acetylglucosamine-6-sulfatase activity; glycosaminoglycan binding; N-sulfoglucosamine sulfohydrolase activity.